GUCAUCCUGGCUCCAGAUGUUGGCACUAAUGUUAUAGUGCCAGAAUUGUAAGUCAUUCUGACGCCAUAGGAAAUGCACUUGUAGUACCAGUACUGCAGGUCAUCCUGGCAUUAGAGGAAUUAUAGAGCCAAUACUGCAGAUCAUCCUGGUACCACAUGCUGACACUUCUCUUGUACCAGUACUGCAGAUCAUCCUGGCUACUGCAGAUCAUUCUGGCAUCAGAGGCUGGCACUUCUCUUGUACCAGUACUGUAGGUCAUUUUGGCACCAGGGGCUGGCACUGCUCUUAUACCAGUACUGCAGACCAUUCUGGCACUGGAGGAAUUAAACAUUUGGAAAUUUGUGUCAACAUCAGUUUCAUGUUUGUGUAAGUGGUAUAAAUACUGAAAUAUGUAUAGUGACAAUUCUUAAGAUUUUAUAUAGCUCAUUAGUGUAACACUUUUCAUAGGAAAUAACAAAAUGAAGUGAAAUUUAGAUUAUAACAUAGAAAUAUAGUGGUGAUAGUUGCUAAGUAUGAAAGCUGAUUUGAUGUGGAUGAACAAGUUUCUGUUAAAAUAUUGGAUUGUAAAAUAAUCUAUUCAAAAUCUACAUUGAUUUAAGAAGCUGUUUCUAACAAUAUUUGUGAAGCAAUUGACCAAUAAGGUUCUUUUCAUAUCUUAUGGCAAGGAGUUCUAAGUUUUUGUUUUGACCUGUAUAGGUCAAAACAAAAGUGUGGUACAUACAUCAAAGAGAUACUUGUUCAUGGUAUUUUGUCACUGUUAUUGCAGCUCCGAGAAAAUUCAGAGGUUGUGAUUGAUUUUUGGGAUAAGUGUCCUGGUGAAAGAUACUAUAUAUGUGACUCUUGUAUAGUAGUAAUGAAUGCAUAACUGGUAUUAUGGUGAAGGUACUGUUUAUGUGACCAGUAGUAGUAAUAAAUGUAUAAAUGGUUUUAUGGUGAAGGAACUGUAUAACUAUUAUUCAGUAGUAACUGAUAUAUAACUGGUAUUAUGGUGAAGGGACUAUUAAUGUGACUAUUAUUCAGUAGUAAUAAGAAUAACUGAACUAUAUCUGGUAAUUAGUUUUUCAUCUGUGUUAUUCUACCUCACUUAUUUCAUCUUCGUGCUCUGUCUCAUUUUCAAGUACCUAUGUUGAUUUUGUGCUUCCAGAUAUAAUACAGCAAUCCUUGAUUUGAUAGACUUUGGAAAUACAGGACAAAAUCCCCUGGGUCAUUGGAUUUGGAAACAAUAAAAUCUGUUGGUUAUUGCAUUGUCUGCUAUUGUUACAAUCACAGCAAAGCUAUCUCAUCUAUCCACCACAGUUGCUAUUACUGGCCCAUCCCUCUAUUAUAAUUUGUAUUAAUUUUUUCUUCAUAAUAUUCCUGUCUGUUACAGUAAUUGUUCCAUACUCUGACACACGGUAGAGCUCCAAAAUAAAUAUACGAUAUAUCAUGUCAUUAAUUAGAAAAAUGUUAAUACAGUAACCAAAAAAAGAUGUAUUAAUGUUGAUAAGAACUUUAUUUCCUGCAUUCAUUGCUCAUUGUCAAAUUUAGUCUUAAUUGACCUGUAUAUGCAUGAUAUGAAAACAUUCUUUGUGCAUAUUUUAGACAGUUUGCAUAAUGGAACAUUUUAACAAUGACUUGAGCAUAUUAGAAGCACUAAGUCUGUGGCAGAGGGAAAAAACCAGUUCAUUGUUAUGCCAGCUGAAGAUUAUUAUUAUAAACCAUCUUGUGUAACAUGUAUGAGAGUUUAUAUAAUAUACAUUGUUUUAAAAGUGUUUUGAAAAUAUUUGAAAAUUGUUUGGAAAAUGUUAGCAACAAAUUUUUAAAUUCAUUUAGUUGUAUAAAAGAAAUUUUAAAGGUUUGCUUUUGAAGAUAUCUUGAUCUGAGGAACUGGAUCACCCUUCCUGUUUCUCAAGAACUGUGUACCCCUUAUAGGUUUGGCUCUUGCCCACAUUUUAAUAGUCAAACAGUAUUAGAAAAUUUUUGGUUUCUGACUAUGCUGAAAUGUUCACUAAAAUCUCAUCUGAUCAUUUAUUUUAUAUUUCAUAUGGAAGAUUAUUAGGCCAGUCUUAAUUAUGUCUAAAAUACUCAGAGAAGAAUGUGUUCAAGAAACAGAAAUUAUUGUCCACCCAGAAGACAAACUAUAUCAGUAUUCACAAUUUAUAAGAGACAUUUCACAAAAUUCUCAGCAUAUAUCUCUCAUGAAAGAUCAUGUAAGCAAAAAAACACUUCAGUGCUCAGUGUGUCUAAAUGAAUUUUCCCAAAAAUCUCUUUUGAAAUCACACAUGAGAAAUCAUACAAGAGAAAAACCUUAUCAAUGUUUACAGUGUUUAAAAGUUUUUUCUCAAAAAUAUAAUUUAACAAGUCACAUGAGAAUUCAUUCUGGAGAGAAACCAUAUCAGUGUUUAGUGUGUCUGAAAAAUUUUUCUCUAAAAACCACUUUAAACACUCAUACAAGAAUUCAUACUGGAGAGAAACCAUAUCAGUGCUCAGUUUGUCUAAAAGUUUUUUCUAGAAACCAUCAUUUAAUAAAUCACACAAAAAUUCAUACUGGGGAGAAACCAUUUCAGUGCUCAGUAUGUCAAAAAACCUUUUCUCAAAUAUGCAAUUUAACAAGUCAUAUGAGAACUCAUACUGGGGAGAAACCUCAUCAGUGUUCUGAGUGCCUAAAAGACUUUUCCCUAAAAUCUAGUUUAGUAAGACACUUGAGAACUCAUACCGGAGAGAAACCAUAUCAGUGUUCAGUGUGUUUAAAAUGGUUUUCAGAUAACUCUAGUUUAGUAAUACACAUGAGAAUUCAUACUAAAGAGAAGCCAUAUCAGUGUACAGUUUGUCUAAAAGACUUUUCUGAAAAAGGUCCUUUAACAUGUCACAUGAGAAUUCAUACCGAAGAGAAACCAUAUCAUUGUUCCGAAUGUCUAAGAAACUUUUCCCAAAAAUCUAGUUUAGUAAGACAUAUGAGAACUCAUACUGGAGAGAAACCAUAUCAAUGUUCAGAGUGUCUAAAAAAGCUUUCAGAUAAAUUUAGCUUAGUGAAACACAUGAGAAUUCAUACUGGAGAGAAACCGUAUCAAUGUUCUGAGUGUCUAAAACAUUUUUCUACAAAGCAUUAUUUAUUAAAUCACAUGAAAAUUCACACUGGAGAGAAACCAUAUCAGUGUUCAGUGUGUCCAAGUUUUUUUUUAGAUAAAUUUAGUUUAGGGAAACACAUGAGAAUUCAUACUGGAGAGAAACCAUAUCAGUGUUCAGAGUGCCUGAAAGAGUUUUCAGACAGAUCUAAUUUAUUAAAACACACAAAAAUACAUUCCUUGGAGAAACCAUAUCAAUGUUCAGAGUGUCUAAAAGGCUUUUCCGAAAAAUCUAGUGUAGUAAGGCACAUGAGAAUUCAUUCUGGAGAGAAACCAUAUCAUUGUUCAGAGUGCCUAAAAGAAUUUUCUGAUAAAUCUAGUUUAGUAAAGCAUGUGAGUAUUCAUUCUGGAAAGAAACCAUAUCAGUGUUCAGAGUGUCAAAAAGAAUUUUCUCAAAAACAACAUUUAGUAAGACAUAUGAGAAUUCACACCGGAAAGAAACCAUAUCAGUGUUCAGAGUGUCUAAAAAAAUUUACAGAUAAAACUAAUUUAAUAAAACACAUAAAAAUCCAUUCAAGAUAGAAAUCUCACAAAAACAAACAAUUGACUUAAAACACAUGAGAAGUCAUAUGGAAGAGAAAAAUGUACUGCAAUAGGUGUUUUCCAGCUAUUACAGUACAUGUUCUUGUAAGAUGCAUAGAAAAUGUAUCAUUUACACAGAUAUAAAUUGGUGAAUACUAGGUAUUGAAGAUGAAAACAGAAUCUGGUAAUUAUCUUCCUACAUAAACUACCAUCAGGGACUAAAGAGGAAUUAACUGAACAAAUUAGGAAGAUAGCUGUUUUGAAAGCCUUGAAAAAUCCCAUACCAAUAUGCUUCUAACUGAUUUCAUCCUUCCAAAUGUAAAAUAGAUUAUUAAUAGCAGUAUGGUGUCAGAAUUAGUUCCUAAGCCUGGUAUGUAUAUAUUGGGAACUUUUAAGGUUCUAUUAAAAGCUUUCUUUGUACCAAAAGAUAAAAGAACUUUCAAGAAAUUAAAAUAUGCAGGAUUAUGUCUUCAAGAACAAUGAUAAACUAAUCAAAGAUAUAGAAAUCUCAAAUACAAUACAUUCCAGUCACCACCUCAGGUGAAGUACAGGCAUGCAUAAGUCCAUGUGCAGAAACUGUAAGAAAUAGCUAACAAGAUAAAUUAACUUAAUGAUUCAGAGAAUUGACUGGGGUAAAAUAAAGUAAGAGCCAUCUGACAUUUCCUGGGAAAUAGUCCUGAGCAGCCUUAAUCCAGAUUGGUGCAGGGAAUUUACAGAAGAUAACAAAAAGGGUUCCUGAACUAUUUAAAAAUGAAAAUAUGUCACAACAAAGACAAGAUUACAGUGAGAGUUUACAAGCAUAAAGUAGAAUUUAUAGCAUUUAUACAAGGUGGAAGGGGUUCAAAAAGGAGCAAAAAAUGUCACUCAAUAAAAAAUUCCUAAAUAUUUCUUCACAUAUUCAAAAUCCAUGUCAUAAAAUACCUUUAGAACUGACCCACUUCUUGUAGGAAGUUUAUACUCAGAUAACGAUAGAGAAAUUGACAAAAUCCAGGAUGAAAAGUUUGAGUCAAUGUUCAGUAAACAACUGAACAUCAGGAGAGUUGCUUCAGAUAACUACUUCACUACCUCUGCUUAUCUGUCAAAUAAUAUAUCUGAUAAUAAUUAGAACUGAGUAAGUACUGCAAACUCUGAUCAUACAAUAGAGGGGAAAAGUAAUGUAAAGGACCUGAGAAUGGUAAUAUCUGAGGAUCUCACUUUUAAGGAUCAUAACAGUACUACUAUCACAUCUGCGAGGAAAAUGAUAGGAUGGAUAAUGAGAACAUUCAAAACAAGAUGCCAAGCCGGUGAUGACCCUUUUAAAAUCACUUGUUCUCUCUAGGCUGGAAUACUGCUGUACAUUAACAUCUCCAUUCAAGGCAGGUGAAAUUGCAGAUCUACAAAGAACCUUUACUGCAUGUAUAAGUUCCAUCAAACACCUUAUCUACUGGGAACACUUGGAAGCACUUUACUUGUACUCACUGGAACACAGGCGAGAGAGAUGUAUCAUAAUCUACACUUGGAAAAUUCUAGAAGGAAUGGUCCCUAAUCUGCACAUGGAAAUCACUUCCUAUGAAAGCAAAAGACUGGGUAGGCAGUGCAAAAUACCCUCAGUGAAAAGAAGGGGUGCCAUUGGUGCACUGAGAGAAAACUCAAUAAGUGUCCAAGGCCCAAGAUUUGUUCAACAUCCUCCCACCAGGCAUAAGAGGAAUUACCAAUAGACCCUUGGCUGCCUUCAAGAGAGAGCUGGACAGAUACUUGAAGUUGGUGCCGGAUCAGCCGGGCUGUAGUUUGUAUGUUGGAUUCUGUGUGGCCAGCAGUAACAGCCUGAUUGAACAGGCCCUGAUCCAUGGGAGUCCUGGUCAUGGACCAGGCUGCAGGGAUGUUGAUCCUGGAAUACCUUCCAGGUAGACUUAAACACAAAUUCUUCAGAUUUUUUGAGAAAAAGAGGACUUGUCUGCACAUACGGUGCCUGGACAGGAUUCCUGGAACCCUUUAUGUAUAAUGAAGUGCAAAAAUAUGCUAGUGAUGGUACUGUUCAAAUCACUUAUGUUCUCAUGUCUAGAAUAAUGUACUGUGCUAACAGCUCCAUUCAAGGGAAGAGUAGUAUUAGAGCUAGAAAAUGUUCAGUGAUUGUUUUCUUUUCACAUAGUGCCAAUAGAUCAUUUAAAGUACAUGUAUUAGGAUUGAAGUCCUUGUAAUGUACUCUCUUGAGUGGAGAAGAGAGAGAGAUGUGCUGCCAUUGCUGGAAGUGUAAAACAUAUUUGGUGAAAAGCAGGGCCUCCAUUAAUAACAACAGUGGGGUCAAUAUCCUUGACUCCAAGCUCUUCAGCCUGCUACCAGCAAAUAUUAGAAAUAUUACUGGAACAUAUUUGGAAGUCUUCAUGAGGAAACCCCAAAAAAUUGUCAAGAUAAAUUGCAGGUAUGUAAUGAUACAUCUGAGUAUUUACACAAGAAAACACAUCUUUUCUUAGUGUCAGUAAGUGUUUAUGAAGUAUAUAGUGUGAAGUUAUAUGAUAGUUAUGUAGAACUGCUGAAAAUAGAAACUAAAAACACUGGGAAUAGGAAUUCUUUUAUUAAGAUAUAUUACUCUGUGCUAGGCACUAUUAACCCCUUAACUGUCCAAACGUAGAUCUAUGUUCUCUCACCCAGUGCUCCGAAUAUUUUGAAAAAUAAAAACUUUUUUAACCUGUAAACGGUCCAAACGUAUACAGUGGUCCCUCAAUUAUCGUCCUUAAUCCGUUCCUGGAAGUGGGACUAUUAUCGAAAUAGACGAUUUUCGAAUCGAUUUUCCCCUAAGAAAUAAUGUAAAUCCAAUUAAUUCAUUCCAGACACCCAGAAGUAUCAACAACAAUUUUUUUUUUACCUAAAAGAUAGAUUUACAUGCACAAAAGAAUGAACAUUCAACAUGACAGUCACCUUUAUUGAAGGCUGUUGUUGAUGAAUGGAAGACAGGGAGGAGGAGAGAGGGAAGAGAGGUUAUUUGGAAGGGGAAUCCCCCUCCACAAGGACUCUAGGGCACUAAUAAAAUGUAUAAAUGAACAUUGGUAAUAGGGGUAGUUGAUGAGUGGAACGGUCUGUCUAGUAGGGUGAUUGAAGCUAAAACAUUGGGUAGUUUCAAAUUUAGGUUGGAUAAAUACAUGAGUGAGAGGGGUUGGAUUUGAGUCGGACUUGUACCUGAGCUUAUUGCUUGAGUAGCAUUUGUUCUGUUAGUGGGUUGGAUUUGUGAAGGACCUGCCUAGUAUGGGCCAACAGGCUUAUUGCAGUGUUCCUCAUUUCUUAUGUUCUAAAAGCUAUGGCUUGGGUAGUUUCAAAUUUAGGUUGGGUAAAUACACGAGUGAGAGGGGUUGGAUUUGAGUCGGACUUGCAUCUGAGCUUAUUGCUUGAGUAGCAUUUGUUCUGUUAGUGGGUUGGAUUUGUGAAGGACCUGCCUAGUAUGAGCCAGCAGGCCUGUUGCAGUGUUCUUACUUUCUUAAGUUCAAGUUCUUGAGUUCAAAGGUAAACAAUUCAUGCCAUGCAUCCAAAACACGUCAACUGGUGAGUCUAAUAUUCUUUCACAAGUGUGCUGAUAUCAUUUAUACCAUUUCUACACUAAUGCAGUAGUCUGCAUAACAUAAAUCUUCUAUUUUUUGUGAGAAAAAUUCAAAGUGGAAAGCAAAAGAAAUGUAACAGAGACCUGGGGACAUGAGUAAUGAACAAAGAAAAUGUUAUUUUGGUGCCAGGAAUGUCUGUCUUGUUUAUUCUGGACCCUAUUUGGAAAUUGGCAUCUUUUGAAAUUUGUGUGAAAUUGGCAAAAUUGCCAAUUUCUGACCACUAUUGGAUAGUUGAAAUAGGUAAAUGGGUGGUUUCUUGUACUCAUUCGUUAGAAAAAAUGGAGUUCUAGCAAAAUAGGUAUGAUUUUUGUCGACUGGUACAUUGGAAUUGGCUGAAAAUAGGGCUCAAAGUGGGCGAAAUCCCCGAUGUGUAAACAUCGUCGAGACCACUAACUUCGCGAGAGCAUAAUUCCAUAAGCUUUCCAUCAAAUUUCAUAUUUUUUGUGUCAUUAUGAUUGGGAAAAGAUUCUCUGUCAAAUCAUAAGAAAAAAUAACUUUUUUUUUUUUUUUGAAAAAUUUCCAACCCUGAGAACAAGUUUAGGAGAGGGCCUGCCGACCCUGAAAGGGUUAAAUGAGCGAGAAAUUCAUUGCCUCAAAGAGGCAGAAGGUUUCCCCUAUGCUAUCUUUGCCUCCAAGGAAGACUACCCCAUAUUUCUUAUUCUCGUGUUUCUAAACGUCCCCCCACCUUUGGAGUCACAUCUUCUGCAGCCUCCUCUGGGAUUACCCCUUCCAUAGUCACUCCUGUGUCUAAUUCUUUUGCUGUCCUGGACUCAGAAGCCCCUACCUCAACACCUCAGUCUGUUCUCACUUCAUGCUCUUCCUCAUAAGUUCCGGUAUCGACAAGACAUCAUACAACACCACCUCCCAAUCGCCCCUCUACUUCUCAGAAGUCCCAAAAAUCCCCAUUGCUCAAAUCUCCUUUAACUCUUCCUUCCCUUUUUCUACCUCCACAUUUUACCUUUCCAGUCUCUGUACCUGGUUCUUCACCUCUCGCUGGCUCUGUUACAAGUGUGGAGGUUCACCCUCCUCCUCAUACUGUACCUUCUUUCCCUGCCCCCUCCCAGGUUUCUUCCUCUUCUGUCUCCUUCCACACUUCUUCUCCAGUUCCCUCUACCCUUUUGUCCUCCCCUACUUUGGUACAGUCCAUUGCUGUCCCAAUCAUUACUCACCCUCCUCCUCCUAUCUCCAAUAUUGUCUCCCAUACAAUGUCUUUGUCUUCCAAAACACUUGAAGCUAUCUCAGAAUAUACUGAAGAGACUAAACCAUCAAUGGACACUGAUCCACCUCCUGUUCCUCCUCUUCCCUCUCCUCCAUCUCUGCAACUCUUAUCUUCGCAGCGCUCCAUUCCUUCGCUCCUUAAACGUUUUCUUCUACCGCCACAUGGACUUUUCUAACCCCUCUAGUCCGUAGGUACCGUUACCUGCAGAUUUCUUGCAUUUUUCUCAUUACCAGUCAUGGCCUAUUUACAGUGGAAUAUCCAUGGCCUCAGAGAUAAUCGGGGUGAGCUUCAGAUGUUGCUCUCCCGGUUUUUCCCUGUUGGUGUUUGCUUACAAGAACCAAAAUUAUACUCUGCUGUUAUCCAUCCCCUCUCAGGCUAUAAUUUAUUGUAUUCUUCAGAUCUUUUUUCUGAUGGAACCUUUAAUGACAGUACCCUUCUUAUAUGCACUGAUAUUCCGUACUGUCAGCUAUUUGUUCAUACUUUGCUGCAUUACACUGCAGCCUGUAUCCACGUGCAUAAGUGGUAUACAAUCUGUUCUUUGUAUCUCUCUCCUUCUCAGGCAUUAUCUAUCCUGGAUAUUGCCUUUCUUGUUUCGUCCGUACCACCACCACUUCUGUUACUUGGCGAUUUUAAUGCCCACCACUCCCUCUGGGGAUCUCACUGUGACUCCCGUGGCAUUCAGUUGGAGGCUUUUCUUGUUUCUCACCCCCUCCAUGUUUUAAAUAUGGGUUCUCCCACCCAUUUUGAUCAUCACAUUCAUACUAUCUCUUGCAUCAAUCUCUCGGUCUGCUCUUCUUCCACUGCACCAGACUUCACCUGGUCUGUCCUCCCAGACUUACACGACAGCAAUCAUUUUCCAAUCAUUCUUACUUCUUCAUAUUCAACACCUCUUCAUAGCCCACACUGCAAAUUGGGACCUUUACUCGCAACUAACUGCUUUUAGUGAGGUUCCUUCUUCGUCCUCCAUUGAUGAACGUUUACACCUCUUCUCGACCUCAGUUUUAACCAUAGCUUCUCAUUCUAUACCCCAAACCUUGGGCAGGCAUUCUCAAAAGUGCAUGCCUUGGUGGUCUCCUGCUUGUGCUCGGGCAGUACGUUUGAAAUGUCCUACAUGGGGCAGGUACUGGUACAAUAAAACCACAGAGAGACUUGAUUUUAAGCAGAAGUGAGCUGUCACUCGCUGUGUCAUCCAUGACACUAAAUGCACUUGCUGGUGAGAUUAUGUUUCCACCAUCACCUCUGCUUCCUCUAUGAGUGCAGUCUGGAAAAAAGUACAGAAACUGAGUGGUAAAUACUCUCCUGACUCGGCUCCUGUUCUGCAGGUUGCCGGUGUUGAUAUAGCAAACCUUCUUGAUGUUGCCAUUGAAAUUGGUAAUCAUCUGAUCCGUAUUUCUCAGGGGCUCCAUCUAUUCCCCUCUUUUCUUUCCUCAAAGUCUGCCAGAGAGUUAGCACCCUUAGACUUUUCUUCUCUCAAAGAAGAAUCUUAUAAUGUGCCUUUCACACUUCAGGAACUGGAGGCUACACUCUCAGCUUGCCGAUCAUCGGCAGCUGGGCCUGACGGCAUUCAUAUUUGGAUGUUACAACAUUUACAUCAGUCAGCCCUUGCAGUCCUCUUACAACUCUUCAAUCUUACUUGGUCACAAGGAGUUCUUCCCCAGCUUUGGAAGUCUGACAUUGUUCUCCCUUUCCUCAACCCAGGUACUACGAGAUAUGAUGCCUCCCACUAUCGUCCCAUUGCUCUUACCAGUGCAGUUUGCAAAGUGAUGGAACAUCUGAUAAAUCAACGUUUAACCCUUAAACUGUCCAAACGUAGAUCUACGUUUGCACGUGUAGUGCUCCAAAUGUAGAUCAAUAUUUUAUUUUUCAUUCCUUCAAAUUUGGCACAAUAGGCUUGAGUCACCUAGACAUGAAAGAAUGGGUCUGUGCACUCAGUGUGUGCACUAUUAAAAUAAUCUGGGAGGACUUGGUAUCUUGUGGGAGCACCAGUUCAACUGAGCACCAGCUAGAGCAAAUAGCAUGGCAAACACCAGGGAUUCACUGAUGCCAUGUUGGAUUAACACUCCCAUUUUAAGAGGAAAGUAAAAAUAGGUUAGAUAAAUACAUGAGUGUGGGUGGGUGUGAGUUGGACCUGACUAGCUUGUGCUACUAGGUCUGUUGUCAUGCUCCUUCCUUCAAUGGAUGUGACCUGACUAGGUGGGUCAUUUGUCUAUGGCAGGGGGGGGGGAGUGUAACAUGUACCUGCCUUGCAUGUGCCAGUAGGCCUACUACAGUGUUCCUUCUUUCUUAUGUUCUUAUGUAUUCGGCAGGCUGACCAGCAGGCUUGCUUUGGCCGUCUCUGGCUGUCUCUCUGUCUAUAUCUCUAUCUUUCUAUAUCUCUGUCUAUAUCUCUAUCUAUAUAUCUGUCAGUCUAUAUAUCUAUCUAUCUAUAUCUCUGUCUAUCUUUAUCUGUCUCACAUGUACACAUAAGUACAGUUAUUAUACAUAGUGUAAAUUACCUAGGAUAAUCCAAAAAUUCCAGGCAAAGAUAGACAGAUAGAUAGAUAGACAGACACACAGACAGACAGACAGACAGAAACAUGUUUGUGUGUAUCAGUGAAAACAAAUAAAGCCAGGGUUCCCCGGAACACCCAUUCAUCAAAUGUCACCGAGCUGAUAACAUAUGUCAUAACAUGAUUCUUCAAGGAGUUUGAUAUCCUAUACUCCAAGCAGACAGAAAGACAGAUAAGCAGAGACAGACAGAGACAGAUAGAUAAACAAACCAUACC
Messenger RNA from Cherax quadricarinatus, 11179 nucleotides. NCBI's taxonomy places the organism in Eukaryota, Metazoa, Arthropoda, Malacostraca, Decapoda, Parastacidae. The record is from RefSeq and is a predicted model, not a curated record.